AUGGCCUUUGGUUACAAGCCAGAUCCUAGAAGUCGAUACGAACGCGUGCUGCUCUGUGCAGUGUUUACAACAAUCUGCGCUGAUCCCGAACCCAAGAAGUACAAACCAGAAGUGAAACCUAAACUCAAAGAUAGCAAUUCAAGCCUCACAGAUGAAGAGCGAAAAUUCUUAAGAGAAGUCGAAACUAAGUUUGGAAUUAAAUCCGAAGUACCUGUAGAAAAUAAAGAUGAAGAUGAAAAAUCAUCUGAAAAAGAACAUGAUUCAAAAUCCAAUCCUGGUGCCAAAUUACCUUUCCCGGCUGUCAUAGCUAUAGAAAUUGUUAACGACACAGAUACGAAAUCUAACAAAGGGAAGAGAACUAUUGAUGCUAAUCUCGGAUAUGGGUACCGAACCAAUAACGGAUACACUUAUUCCUAUUUUGGGAAACCUGCACAAACUCAGGGCAAAUUCAUGAUUUACCCAUAUUCGCAAGAAGACAUACCUCCGGCUGGCCCAUCAAGUUCGCAUUUAGGAUAUCAACAGAGUUCUGGACAAACCACAAAAAUAUCACCAAAUGUAGAAAUUACGCCGUCUCAGGCGUACGAACUAGUACCAACUAAGGAAGAAGAAAUUACAUCUUACAAUUAUCAAAAGCCAGCUAUACAGUUGAAGACAAAAUACGAGAAUGUACAGGGGGUGGAGUCACCCCCACCGCCGUAUCCAGCCAGUGACUCUCAUUCAUCCUCACCUCCAUCAACGUUGUACACUACUUAUAACGGCGAACAAUUCUCCGGUCUUAGUGGUCAAUUCCCAAAAGUAAUGUCUAAUUACCUUGUUGAUUCCUCACAACUUCUUAACAAUCCUGCUUACCAAAGUGCUGGAUUAACUCAAGAUCAUUUACGUCCGCAUGGCGCCAAGUUAGAACAGAGAGUAGUCCCGGUUUUGGUUUUAAGAGUACCAAGCUCUUAUAUCAAAAACCCUUCAGCAGAGCUGUACGCAAAUUUACCACAGAACUAUCCACUAUCUCAGUACUUAAACCAUGUCAACUUGCAAGACUUAGUGAACCAAUACUUUAAAAAGAUUGGUUAUCCUUUUGCCCCUAAAGUGAUGGCUUAUCCUAGUUCAUCACUGUCAUCACAUACUGAAAGUGCACCCGCGCCUGUAUCCAAUUACGAGCCUCAACACUACGCCAGUCCUUAUGUGCAGCCGUCUUACACUAAUGCUGAUUAUUCCGGUGUGCAAUAUUCUGCAGUUCAACCCGUAAUGGCCAAAUAUCCGUCAGGGUACACUCGCCAACACUACUAUGUAAUGCGGCCGCAGGCAUCGCUCUAUCAACAACCAUCGCAACAACCGCAAUAUGUUUAUCGGUAUAGAUAUGUUUCGCAAUCAUCACCACAAGCGCAGAGCUAUUACUCUCAACCACAAUACCAACAGCCUGCCGAAGAACAGCAUACUAGUGCCCAGCAAGCGAGCUUACAUGACACCAACAGCCAAGUGGAAUACCGUCAGCCUUCUAGUGAAGAAGAAGCGACUUCUGCCGAAUAUGAAACUCCGCAAUCUCACAGCGCUCAACAAUACGAGCAACCGCAAUCAGUUACUUCUAGUUAUGAAACUGUUACUUCAGCCACUCCAAAUUACGAACACAGUAAUGAGGUUGAGACUCCUGACUACAGCCCCACAAAGGUACCUUUAUCAGUUCACGGAUCAUCCCCCUCUGUGCAGAUACAGUACGAACAACCUGAUCAAAAGGACACUAUCGCUGUAUACUCUAGAGGUGCUACUGGACACAAACCAGGUGUAUCACAGAGUUAUGUAUACCAAAAUGUUGCUAAUGAACACUCUGGUAGUGAGAGUUUGGUUCUAUCUGAAAACUAUCCAAGUAAAGAUCACACGUUAGCUACUGUGUUGCCUCUUAGUUACAAGAGGCCACAGAACACAGAGAUGGUUCAGUCCGUUAGUUACGUAACACCAGUGCCAACAAUGAAGUACCACUCACAGUACAAAAUUAUGGUUCCUCAGACGGUGUUGAGGCGGCCAACUAAUGAGAAAGUGUCAUACGUGAAUUCACAUUCGUUAUCAUCGUCAUAUUUAGGGUCACAAAGUCAGUAUAAUCCUGAAGAGGAAUAUACAGCGGGAGCUCAUUACAGUCCUCCAGUAAGUAAACAAAAACCGUCGUCGUAUCCUUGGAACUAUCACGCACAUCCGAAACGCAUGGUUAAACCAGACAGCAAGGCAGACACGCUGUCGUCGAGGAAAAACGAAAGAAAUGAGAAGAAAAAGCCACCGUCAUCGUCUUCGUAA
Pectinophora gossypiella (pink bollworm) is the source of this 2280-nucleotide messenger RNA. RefSeq lists its product as uncharacterized. Bases 1 to 2280 code for a protein of 759 amino acids. NCBI's taxonomy places the organism in Eukaryota, Metazoa, Arthropoda, Insecta, Lepidoptera, Gelechiidae. The transcript has 2 exons. The record is from RefSeq and is a predicted model, not a curated record.